GGUGGAACACGCGUCCCAAUGAACCCUCUCUUCUCGAGCAAACACGAGAAUUUCCUUCCCCCAUCAUUCCCUCACCUCUUCCCCCUUCCUUCCUUCCCCCUUCCUUCUCCUCUCGCCUCCAAGCUUGUUCCUUCCUGCACCCCCCGCUGUAUAUAAACCCACCUACCCUCUCACAUAUUCUCCUCAUUUCACAUCCUCAUCCCUCCAACUCUUAUACUACCAUGUACUCGCCUUCUCUUCUUUCCCUGCACUAUAUUCAUUAAUAUUUUCCCUCCUCGACAACAAACAUCGUUAUUGUCUUCCCUAUUUCAACCACACCUUCCCUAUCCACCGUCAUACUCUUAUUCGUUUGCCGGGGCCAGACUUCUAAGCAAACUUUGCAACUAAAAUGGCAAUUACUAAAGAUUCCUCGCCUAACCACACUUCCCGACCGGAUUUCGGGAAUCACGGUUCGGCUCGCGGUGCUCCUUUGAAGCCUGCCUACCUCGACUCCAGUGACCCGCCCCGGGGAGAAGAUAAAGACCUUCUCGACUCGAUCAUUCAGAAGAACCUUCGUGAUUUCUUGGCAGGACAGACUGCUGCUAAUGCAGCAAAAACUGCCUCUGCUCAGUCAGGAAUGGAAGCCCUUUUGCCAGCGAAUGAUGCAAAGGUGACUGAAAAAGAUUUGACUGUUGCUCGGGAUGCAAAUCCUAACAAUAUUUUGACUAGUACCCGGAUCGGUACUUUUACGGACGAUACCGACUGCGACCAGGUCAUCUGGGAAACUGAUUCCUCUCGCAGUGUAAAAGAUGAAGAUGGCGAUAUAGUCCUUGAAGAUGCUCCUGAUCACCUUCAUGCCAGACAGCCAACCAGCGGAGGUGGGCCGACUGAUACCGCCAUGGGCAAUCAUAACGAUGAGGAUUUUCGCAAACCUCAAUCUAAAGAGAACGCUUGCCCAUUACAGAUUGGAACAAUCGAUAACGAUGAUAGCGCGGAGGAAGGGGAAAUUGGUUUGUCACCCGAUUGAUAGAUUGUGCACUGUAUGCUCACACCCUCUAGCCCCGCUAAAGAGAGCCUUUAGUCGCAACGGGAAUACCAUUCCUGGGAAUGUGACCGAUUCACCAGCGCAUCUGGAUCGAUAUAGGCCGAGCUAUUACCGAGCCUAUGCAACCUCCCCUUCUGCUCCCGACACAGUCCAGAGAAGAAAUUUUCGGAGGCCCGCCUCCGUUUGCCGCUUGAACAUUCCCCGCGAAUUGUUAGCAAACUUACACCGAGACCCCCGGUUUGACCAGUACUGUCAUGCAUGGAUUAAUCGUCCAGACUUCUGCGGCCGUGGCGAUGAGUGCUAUUAUGCACAUAUGUACCCUCCUGGAACCGUUGAGGAAUUUGGGAUCCUCACCCUCGAUAUCGAUGCCAAUGGAUCGGUUUUUAGCGGGCAAGAUGGGGGAGCCGAGCAGAGAGAGUCAAGGUGGUCUCGUUACUUACUCCCAGGUCGCCAGGAGUAUACUCCUGGCUGUUAUGACCGUAUCUGCAAAGAUUUUGAGAGGGGUCUUUGCAGACGGGGGCCAGAGUGUUGGUACCAACACUCAACCGAUCCGGCUGCCAUUAGACGUCGACAGGGUGUUUUUUGGAAGAGUAGAGUGGAUAGCAAGCUUGAAGCUCUCGCGAAUACUAAUCGCUUUUUCAUGAAACCUUCUUUGAGAAGCAAUUAUUCUGGCCAAAAUAGGGCGUUUAUCAAGCCAAAUUAUUACGGAUCAUCGCUUGGUAGGACCAGAACCGGCUUGUCUCGCUCUCAGGGGAUAAAUCCCUCUUAUACUCGUCAAGACUACUCCAGAGCAGUCUCCCCUUCGAUCAGAGAUUGGGAGGAGGCAUCGAUCGCGAGUUGGAAUGCGAUCGCAGACAGGAAUGCCAGAGAGUAUGCGGGUCAGCAAGAGAGGCUCAUGUAUCUCCAUCGGGAAUCGCAGAGGCGCCGAACCGGAGCUGCUUCAACCCGCCCUACCGCCUCCGCCGCUGGGCCAAUUAAGAUCCAAGGAGUGAAAUCUAAACAAUCGCUCUCUGGCAAAAAUGAGGAGGGUUCCGGGGAUUUCUCUGAGGAGAAUCCGUUGGUGAUGGGCGACAGAAGUGGGUCGGUGGAUGUGCAGACAUCUGGAAAAGCCAAUGAGGGAAUCUUGAUAUCUUUCCUAUGCUAGGUAUAUCUAAUAGUGGUUCAUAGAAGAAUCAAAAGACUGAUAUUUAUUUACGUGACUUAUUUAGGUAACUGAGGUCGUUCCUCUUUUCUUUCCUCUAGCAGGUAAAUCCAGCACUGGCUCGCAGAAGAACCGAAGAACUGAUAUUUUAUUUAGGUAAUUACUCGUAAAGGUGGUUAUUCCUAUAUUGGAAUAAGGGUGGGUGGGAGGAAAAAUCUUGCUGAUGGUACAGUACAUGUCCCAUCAGUUGCGUUGUUCAACCAUUUCUGUUUUUUUUUUGGUUUUUUUUCUAUAAAAAAAUCAUUUGGCUACAAUCUCCAUUUUUCUAGCUGCAAGUAACCUCUUAGUACAAGACGGAUUUUCAAUAAUUAGUUUGUGCUAGCGAUGAGGUUUAAAAAUGACAAGUUUACAUUUUCCGAAAGGGGGGAGGUGGGGGGAAUGUAGAUAGGUUUUGCCGGCUAUUGGGCCGGCACUAUUUAGUUACUCUCUGGCAUUGAUGCUGCCUAAUAAAUUUCUGUGGUGACAUGUCACUUUCUAAGUGAAUUGGGAGAGAUGUUGGGAUCAAGUUAUACUGUGCAGUACCGUACCGUGCCACAAAUAGUACAAUAUGGUAGUGCAAAAAAAAUAAAAAAUUAGUGCAUUAGAGAGUUUGCGCCGGCAGACCCAGGUGGUAGUUAUUAUACCGGAAAGAGUUUGUGCAUAGGAUCCAGGUGACUU
This is a messenger RNA of Tuber aestivum (summer truffle), 2882 nucleotides long. Lineage: Eukaryota; Fungi; Ascomycota; Pezizomycetes; Pezizales; Tuberaceae. The record is from the annotation of a GenBank genome assembly.